AUGGAAUUCAACAUGAAUGAUGGGGAGCAAUUACCAACCACACCAAUCAGACAAGUCUCUGAUAUUUCCCAAAUUGCACAUGGUGAAAAGAGGUCACUUGAAGACAAUCAGUUAGAUGGCAAUUCUUCAGAACUUAUAGUCCAUUUACAUGGCUUACCAUCUCGGAGAAAAAGCAUCCGCUUACCUGAACUAGAAGAGGCAAAUGCCGUAUCACCAUCUAUAAAUAAAGAUAAUAGAUCACACGAGAAUGGUAACAAUAGUAUAGUCGAUGUGUCCGAAGAUAUGUCCUUAGACUUCAACAGAGGAACGAAUGACGAUAAAACAUCACCAACAAAAUCAACUUUAGAAAAUCUUGACAUAAAUAAACUAUUUGCCUCUUCAAAUAACGCUAGUAAUAAUCAUAAUGAUAAUGAUCAAAAUACCAAUGGUGAUAAGAUAUCAGAAUCCAAACUUUUAAACCAUUCUCCAAUUAAAUUAGAAUUAAGCUCUCCAAUGAAACAAAUGGACCAAGCAGAAAACGCAGAUGAGAAUGAAACUGCUAAUGAUAAUAGUCAUGUUAGAAAGAAAUUGAAAUUAGAUAGAGAAUCAGUUCCAAACCUAACACAACAAUUAAAUAAUAAUGAGAUGGAAAUGGGUGGGACAUCACCAAGCCCCAUUGAAAUGAUUGAUAUGCAAAUAAGCCCCAUUAAAUCAUCGUUAUCUCCUAUACAGAGGACUCCACCACAUCGUAGUAAUGAUGAACCACAACGAGAUGAUGAGAAUAACAAUGCCGCCGAUAAUAAUAACACUACUAAUAACCAUAUAUCUAGUGCACAUCAACUUACUCCACUUUACGAUAUUGAUAACCAUAGGGAGGAUGGAGGAACCAAAGAGCAGGGGCUUGGAAAUGAUGACGUUGAAGAUGAAAAUGAAGAUGAAGAUUUAGAUAAUUAUGAAUUCAAAGAUUUAAAAAAAAGAAAUGGAACAUUAGCUAACGAAAAUUAUCAAAUCAAUAAAAGAUUAAAUCAAACAGUAUCACGAUUAGAAAAUAUUAGAUAUAAAUAUCUAGAAGUAAAAAAAGAUUAUUCUUAUGUUAUGGAAGUAUUUGAUGAAAAGACAAAAGAUUUGAAAGAACAAAUUAAUCAAUUAUCGAUGGAACGUGAUGACUUAAGUACAAGAAGAGAAAAUUUGAAAACAAAGUUGAAAAGUUGCAAAGAUGAAUUAUUAAUGUUAAAUCAAAAUCAAACUAUUUUACAAAAUAAAUAUGAUACUGUGGUUAAUGAAUGUGAUAUUUGGAAGAAUAAUUAUCAAACUUUGGAAUUAGAGUCCACGAAGUUGAAAGAUGAGCUCAAAUUAAAGGAUACUGAAUUGAAUUCUAUUAGUUCUCAAUUAAAUGAAAUAGACAGACAUAUGUCAGAAUUGGGAGAUGAAAAUGUAAGACUUAAAAAUGAAAAUGAAUCACUGAAUUCUAAUUUGAAAAUCAUCGAAGAAAAAUUACAUUCAAAAAAAUCAGAAGUGGAUCAAUUGAAUAAAACAAUAGAAGAGUCAUUAGAAACACAAAGGAUUAAUGAAACAAGCAAAAACCUCAAAGAGGAAUAUGAGACUUUAUUGCUUGAGAAGGAAGAGCUAGAAAAGAAAACUAACGAACAAAUUGAAGAACAUAAUAGAACCAUAUUUGAACUUCGAAACGAUAUAACGGCAAAGGAGAACGAAUUUAAAGAUUUACAGGAUACGAAGAACGAGAUACAAGAACAAUUAGAAACAAAGACAAAAGAACUAGAGGAACUGAAAAUUCAGUACGAAGAUGUUAAUGAUGAUGCAAACAUUAAAGGUGCAGAAGUUUCUGAAUUGUGCGAAGAUCUUAAAGAAUUAAAGGAAUCUAAGACAUACUUAGAAGGAACCAUUUCUAAAUUAGAAACUGUCGUUGAUGAGUGGAAAACAAAAUAUGAAACUCAAACUACAGAACUAAAAAAAGUUACAGUGGAAUUGGAAAGUCUACAAUUAAGAAAUAGUGACAUUGAAGCCGAGCAUCUCAAAGAAUUAGAGCAUCUUCAUGUUAACAUGAGUUCUCUACAAGAAAUGUUGAAGGAUCACUCUACCACCAUAACAGAAUUACAAGAAGAAAAUGAGAAUCUGAAAAAGAUGUUAAAAGAUAGUAAAACUUUGUUCCAUGAAAAUAAAGAAGAAAAUGGAGAAGGAGAAGGUGAAGCUCCCGAAAAUAAUGAUGAAAACAACAUAGACAAAAGGGAAAUUGAGUCGCUCAAAAAGGAAGUAGAAGAAUGGAAGGAAAAAUACAAUACACAUGAGAAGGAUACCAACAAACGUUUAAAGCUUUUAGCAGAAGAUCUGUAUAUUCAAUAUUCAUCAAAACAUGAGCAAAAAGUGAAACUGUUGAAAAAAGGUUAUGAGAAUAAAUACCAAGGAGAAUUGUCACGUCUGAAUCUACAAAAUUCAGGCUUAAUUGAAGAGCUUGAGCAAUUAAACAAACAAUUAACAGCAGAGCGCAAGGAAAAACAAGACUUAAUAAAGAUGUUGGAUGAUAAAAGUAAAUUGAUAGAUUGA
This is a messenger RNA of Naumovozyma dairenensis CBS 421, 2541 nucleotides long. RefSeq lists its product as uncharacterized. The transcript has a single exon. Gene Ontology annotation, biological process: double-strand break repair via homologous recombination. Gene Ontology annotation, cellular component: Smc5-Smc6 complex; nucleus; site of double-strand break. The coding region runs from base 1 to 2541 and encodes 846 amino acids. Lineage: Eukaryota; Fungi; Ascomycota; Saccharomycetes; Saccharomycetales; Saccharomycetaceae. Gene Ontology annotation, molecular function: damaged DNA binding; single-stranded DNA binding. The record is from RefSeq and is a predicted model, not a curated record.